AUGAUGAUAUUAUCGUUGAUUAUAUUUUUAUUUUUGAUUCAUUUACCUAAUUUAAAAGAAGACAAACCUUCACUUAUUUCAUCCCCUUCUUCUUUGUGCAAAAUAUUGUCUGAAAAGAUUAUUCUUCGUCCAUUCCAACUUCCAGUGCCAAUAGGUUCUGGUAUUCAACAAAUGUUAUAUGUUGGAAUUCGUUUUAGUGUUCCAUUGAAAUUUAACAGACAACUUGUUGAUAGUUCAGAUGGUGGUUAUUUUGCUUUAGAUUGGUUAGACCAACCAGACUUACCAGAUGAUGCACCGAUUAUAUUAGUUUAUCAUGGCCUUGCUGGUGGUUCAAGAGAAUCAUAUGUUGAACGUUUUUGUUACUAUGCAUCAAAAAAGAAUUAUCGUAUGUGUGUGUUUACUUGUCGUGGAUGUGCGGGGACAUUAAUUAAAACUCCUCGAGCAUACUCAUCUACAAAUUUGGAUGAUUCAAUUACUUCAUUUAAAACAAUUCAUAGCCAAUACCCUAAAGCCCCAAUUAUGACUAUUGGAUAUAGUCUUGGAGGAAUGAUUUUAACACAAGUGGUUUGUAGAUUAACAAAUGAAUUCAUCAAAGAAGUAAAUUAUUUAGGAUGUAUUGCUGUAUCUCCAACGUGGGAUUCUUUGAUAAUUUCUGACUUAGUCCCACAACUGUUUAUGGAGAACUUUUUUAAAUCACUGCAGCGCAUUAUUGUAAAGAAUGUUGAAUUACUGAUGGGUGCAGUAAAGAAUAAAGUAAUUAAUGUUGACCUUCAAGU
Entamoeba nuttalli P19 is the source of this 776-nucleotide messenger RNA. RefSeq names its product alpha/beta hydrolase domain containing protein, putative. Gene Ontology annotation, biological process: medium-chain fatty acid biosynthetic process; medium-chain fatty acid catabolic process. NCBI's taxonomy places the organism in Eukaryota, Evosea, Mastigamoebida, Endamoebidae. The transcript has a single exon. The record is from RefSeq and is a predicted model, not a curated record. Gene Ontology annotation, molecular function: monoacylglycerol lipase activity; acetylesterase activity. The annotation marks the transcript as partial.